This is a messenger RNA of Hyla sarda, 1752 nucleotides long. It is a transcript of the gene TMEM196, whose product is annotated as transmembrane protein 196. The record is from RefSeq and is a predicted model, not a curated record. The coding region runs from base 633 to 1163 and encodes 176 amino acids. The transcript is spliced from 4 exons. Lineage: Eukaryota; Metazoa; Chordata; Amphibia; Anura; Hylidae.
UCUCCUCAAACUGCUGGAGACACCCACCUCUUUAUGCUGCCUUAGACAGUGCCUAAUCUUACCUAAUGGAAUAGCCCUCCCUGCCUGGUACAUAAUACCUCAGUCUGCAAUAGUGACACAAGAGACAAACUAGGAAUCACUCCGGUGUAGGUUGUACGUGAUGAAUGUAGUCGACAAGAGAUUUGAUGCAGGCAACGGGAGCUUCAUUUGUUAAAGAAAGCUGCUAAGAGAAGUGGAUUGUUCAGCACUCUGGACAGCUGCUCAGCGAGAAAGGAAAGCAUUAGAGUGAAUUAGAAGGUUCAGCACUCUGGACAGCAACUCUAUCUGAAGGAAUAGCUCCGGAGUGAAUUGGAAGCUUCAGCACUUCGGACAGCGCCUGCUCCUACAAGAAAGACUCUUCGCUUGCUACAAUGAUUGCCUGUCUACCUAUAUUAUCCCACCAUAGUUUAAUGUCUUCUCGAGGAGUUGUCCUUCUUUCCCAUAAGGAGUGCAAAUUAUAAUUUGUCAUCCACGAAUAUGUGUUGUAGGAAAAGUUUGGAUAUGAGCAGAGCAGAAGAACCCAAGAAGAAGCUUUUCUGAAGGUUGAAACUGGCUUUCUUGCUUUAUCUGAAAGGAAUGAUGACUGGAGAAGCAUGUGUACCAGUAGCCAAAUCAUUGGAAGCCUCUUGGUGCUCUCUGUGUUGGAGAUAGGACUGGGCUUAUCCAGUGUGGCUGUGGGAGCUGUCACUUUUGCAAGGGUCAGGACUAGGACAGAUCCACCACCACAGCUGGGAGACUCUUCUCCGGUAUGGAGCGGGGCGUGUUUUCUCAUUUGUGGAGUUUGUGGUAUCUUCUGCGCCAAAAAGAAAUCGGGUCUCAUAAUGAUUCUUUUCUCAGCCUGCUGCAUAUGUGGACUCAUCGGAGGCAUCCUAAACAUUCAAUUCCUUCGUGCCCUCACCAAAAGAUCCUCAUUGCACCUUGCUUCUUUGUCACUUGCAUGCAUUGGUAUCAGUGGCUGCACGAUAUCUACAUGGCUUACGUGUCGCCUAGCCAGUUAUGAGCAAAGGAGGAUGUUUUUAGAAAGAGAACACUCACUUCAUCACUCUCAUGAAAUGACAGAAAAGGAAACCAUUGAAAACAUUAGCAAUGGAGGAGCACAGCUUGUUUUUAAUGGACGCAUAUAGACCUAUUUUGAUGAGAUUAUUUAGUACACCACCACAACAUUAUUUUUACAAGUACUUAUGGCUUUUGGUUGCUAGGACACGACCUUCUAAUUCUUCAGAAUGAUUUUUAAGAAACAGUCUUUUUUGGGACAGAGUGACUAUAUUUUAUGCACAAAAAUGGAUUUCAUAAGAAUGUAACGUGGAGUCCAGGUCUUCUAUAAAUAUAUGUAGAAAAAUUAUUUUUUAGACCUUUCUCACUAUUUCAUAGAAGUGCAUAGAAAAACAAAACCAGGCCAUUUAGGCAUUUCAAAGUAAAGUUUCCUGCCAUUUGCUUCAGAUUACAAGUUAAUAUACAUGUUCCCUUCAAAGACAAAGGCCCAGACUUACCAAUUGGCCUGAAACCAAAACUGAGCUGUGAUUGGUUGGUAUGGGAAAAGUUAGAGCUUGGCUUUCAAAUUGGUAAGCCUGGGCAAGUGUUUUCAGAAAAUUUCACUAUAACCACAAUAGUAACUAAUUCAGUAAGUUAAACUUAAUUUAUAUGUAUACAUCUUGAAACAAAGAAAUUCAGCUCCAGAGAAUUAAAAGGGUACUCCGGUGGAAAACUUUUUUU